CGCCAGGGGGCGCCACCUCCACCGCAGCCGCCGCCGCCGCCCCCUUGUUGCGGAGUUCCGCGCGCCGGACGGACUCAGGGCUGCUGUAAAGGUCCCGGUUUAAAGAGAGUGGAAGAAAUACGCUUGACGACCGUGAAGGAGCGGAGGUCCGAACUGCACGGCGUAGAGCGAGCGUGACCUGCGUUUACCCUCCAAGCCAACAGGUGGCAGUAAAGAGCACCCAAGCGGAACAGGCUUGUGGAAGCGCUUUAGUUCAGCUCACCUCCGCAGUGUGUCCAGCUCCUGUCUGCUCCUCCUGAGUGUCGCUGAUCAAUAACGAGGCGAUCAAAUACAAGGCGAUUAAUAACAAGGCUGUCGCCGGAGCUCUGCUGCGUGUGGGGUUCUCGUGCAGCGCGGUGAGAAACAGCCCCGCCCACAGCACCAUGCCUGGUCACCAUAGCAACGGAGGGCGGAGUCCGGCCGCGCACUGAGCGGCGCCGAGCAACGCCAUGCACCAGCUCUUCCGCCUGGUCUUGGGUCAGCGGGACCUGUCUCGCGCCGGCGACCUCUUCUCCCUGGACGACGCCGAGAUCGAGGACUCCCUGUCGGAGGCGCUGGAGGAGAUCGAAGCCAUCGCCAGUUCGCCGGACUAUCUGAGCAAUGACAACGACCAGGCCGUGGUGGAGAUCUGCAUCGCGCGUGUCACCACGGCCAUCCGGGAGACGCGCUCUAUGGAGCGGCACGGCGCCGCCCUGGUGUCGCUCUGGGAGUCGUGCCUGGAGCACAGCCUGCGGGCCGAGGGGAAGGAUGAGGACGCGCCCCACGCCAAGAUCGCCUCCGACAUCACCAGCUGCCUCCUGCAGAACUACGACGAGCCCCCCGUGAUGGCUCUGGCCGUGCCGGUCGCCGUGAAGUUCCUGCGAGGGGGGGACCGAGAGCUGUCCAGGAAUAUGUCCAGUUACCUGUCCCUGGCCGCCAUCGGGAAGGCCGAGCUGCUGGCUGAGCACACCGACGCCAUCGCCCGCGCCGUCCUGGCAGGAAACCACAUGCUACUGCGUGUCCUGCCCUCUGUCUACGGCACUCAGCCGGGGGUCGUCCACCGGCACAUCCAGCACCUGACAGCCUUGUUGUGCCAGGUGGAGCAAGCGGAAGAGCAGCACCUGCUACGGCUGCUACAGAUGGUCGCCAAGGAAGAUCCCCUGAUGUUGAGCUCGUCGGUGCCGCUGCUCGUGGAACACCUGGACGACCCGCGCUUCAACCACACUUUGCUGGCGGUGCUGGUGGGCGUGUCCCAGGCGAGCCCCGCCUCGCUCUCCGCCCACCUGCCUGCGCUCAGGGCCGUUGGGCGGCGUUUUCCUGCCCUCCUGGGUCCCAUCGCCCAGGUCCACGGAGCCGUGGCUCUCGCAGAUGAGGCUCUGGCGCGCAGCUCUCUGACGUCCCUGAUGUGCCUGCUGUCCAGCUCGGAACGCGGCGUCCACCACGGGCUGCUGCAGGAGGUCCGAACCCUCGCCGAGCGCUUCUCCUGCAUCUCGGGCGCCGGAGACGUGAACCGCACGGGCAACAGCUUCACGGGCCUCGGCCGCCUGCCAGGCCGCCACCUGGACACUGGCCCCGCCUCCAGGGACAGGGCAGAGGGCGACGCGCAGGAACCGGGAUCGGGGCCGAGCAGCAGGGGGGGCGGCAGGAUGCUGCGGGGGAACAUGGGGACCUUUGGACAGAGUGUGAGCAAAGACACCCCAGAGCAGCUGGACAGGGAGUCUCCACUGCCACAGCGGACGACCAGCGAAGAGCAUGGGGGGACACACUCCAACAGGUCCAGGAGCCUUGUGCUGCCCGUCCGCUCGGAGGAGGGGAGUGUGGAGCACAGCACCGAGGGGCGACCCGCCGAGGGGUGUGCCGGCGCCCCCCCUCCGCACGGUGAGGACGACUCGGGGCGGGGGGACUGGCUGCGGCUCCACCUGAGGAACAACGAAGAGCGAAUCAGAGCCUUCGCCGAGGAGAUGAGACGACACGUCCCCCCCCCGGAGCGGUGCGUCAUCGAAGACCCCCCCCAGGGUGGCAGCUCUGUGGCCACACUGUCCUUCUCCUGCCCCCUGAAGGGGACCUACUGCCUGUACGCCAAGUCCAGCUUUUCCCUGAGCAGCACUCAGCCGCGUCUCUGGCUCCAGGCUAUGCUGCUCUUCUGCCAGAGCAAGGCCACCGAGCCGCUGUGUUCCGAGGACCCGGCCGUGCGCCCUCUGCGGGCCAUGUGGGAGCAGACGGAGCCGAAGGGGGAGCUGAGCUUCGAAGAGGCCGUCACCCCGCCCACGUUCCCCCACGCGAAGGACGUGGAGAGUCUGCGGCAGCACCUGAAGGAGGUACGCUUCUUCGACCUGUUUGGCUACAGCGAGGAGGCACGCGACUGGCUGUGCUUCAUGUGCAACAACCCUGAGAAGGCCACAGUUGUGAACCAGGACGGCCAGCCACUGAUCGAGGGACAGCUAAAGGAGAAGCAGGUGAGAUGGAGGGUCAUCAAGCGCUGGAAGACCCGCUAUUUCACCCUAGCUGGGAACCAACUACUCUUCUGCAGAGGCAAAUCGAAGGAGGGUGCGGAGGACAGUCCCAUCGAGCUGAGCAAGGUGCAGAGCGUCAAGGCCGUGGCCAGGAAGCGGCGCGACUGCGGCCUCCCGCGCGCCUUCGAGAUCUUCACCGAGAGCCGCUCGUACGUGCUGAAGGCGCAGGACGAACAGCGCGCCCAGGAGUGGCUGCAGUGCAUCAACGUGGCGGUGGCUCAGGCUCAGGCGCGGGAGCGGCAGCAGCAGGAGGCCACCACCUACCUGUGAGCCGGGCCCUACGGAGACCGAUCCACGUUGAGAACCACGCAGCUUCAGGAAGGUAGAGCUAUGACCGGCUCCACAGCACCCCAUCUGGACACGUCCUGCACAGCGAGAGCUACUGGACCCACUUCCCAGCAGAUGUGUCAGGGUGGCCUGUCCCCAAACUGCAUGUCCCUGUGAGACGAGCCGUCCAUCCCGGUGGGCGCAGAGCGAGAGCUUGGACACACACGGGCGAGACGUGACGGGGACAGCCCAGCGCUACGGCAGAAGAGGGGGGUCCAGCUGGUCAGCUACUGCUGAUGAUCUCAACUUCAUACCCCCCUCAACUUGGCACCGUGUAUAGAAAUGCCUUUAUGGCAUGCGGGAUUCUCUCUCUUUCUCCUCAAAAGUGCAGUUUCCUGACAUUUUCUGUGAGCGUGUGGAAGAGCAACUGGUUCUUGCUCAUCACUUGGUGGAGAAGGGUAUACUAUGUUCAUUACCGCACCCAGUCGGCAUCAGCGCGCAAACAAGUGAAAAUGUAGAAAUUUUAACUAGGAAGAAUGAAUUAUGGAUGAAUUAGCCACUGGGCUCCGCAUGGCGGUGUGUAAAGUGGGCUGUUGCUGAGCUCCCAUAUGUGUGCAUCCUUACAGAAACCGUGACCCUUUGCUAAUAACGGGAGGGAUGGGGAGGCCGCAGCUCCGUGUCCCACGGGGAGGGCGAGCAGCCAAAUGCAGCGGCUCCGUCUUUGUCCCGGACACUCGCCGCUCCCGCACACACGUGUCACAGGUGGACAGUAAAACUGACGCUGGGCUCAUGUCCGCGGUUCCCUUGACGCUGAGCCAAAGUGUGUUUGAUGGCCUAAAUGAGGGUGACGCAGCCGUCCUUCCAGUAGCGUCCGGCACCGGGGACACAAACUAACCUCGUUAACCGCUCAUGGACUUUUACUACUAGAUCUCUGCCAGCAUAAACUACUCGAUACUGAGUACCGUGGUAAACUAGUGCAGCCUUAGCUCAUUUAGCAGCGUUCAGCACUUUCCCAGCAUGCUUCGGGGGGAUCGCAACUGCCAGGGUGCCACUGCGCACACUAUCGUGGCCAGUAUGAGCUUCAGAGCUCCACUCCCAUGUUCAGUGUUCACGUUAAAGGGACAUAAUGAGCAACUGUGACAGUUGGGUGAUGCCGGUCCUCAAGGAGCCCUCGGCCACGAGGACAACAGGGCUGCGGGAACGCGCAGGAGUGCGAGGAGUGACUGCGCGGAAACAGGGGAGACACGUGACCUCUGACCCUUUGCUGUGCUCUCUGUGGCAACACUCACUUCUCUCAGUUUAUAGCUAUAACAGCUCACAGUAUUCUCCACUUUCAGGUUUAUUACUUAUGUCCUGUACCAAGCAGGGUCAGCAGGGGGCACAGCGGUCAGAGCUACCACUUUCUAUUCAAAGGACCGAGGUUGGAAUCCCCUCCUGCUGUAGUGCCCUUGAUUGUGGCUGUGUAAAUCGGUAAAUCAGUGUAAACAUGAGUGUCUUACGCCGUAAGUUGCUAUGGGCUCAGGAGUCAGAUAAGUAAAUGCUGUAAAAAUGCAGUGUUGCACAGCUGCUAGAGGGAGGCCCAUGUGCCUCUGCGCUGAUAUCAGGGCUGACAGAAACGGUGAAAACGUCUCGUGUCGAGUGGAAAGUCGCCGAUGCUCCUGUGUCUGUGUCGCCCCCUUGAGGAGCCUUCCUUCAUUACACGUACAGAUGACGCAGCUACAGACGUACAGAGAAAGUGCACUUUGUGACAUCCAGCACCAGGCCCACGUUAUGUUUCUAUUUAUUCACGUCUUCAUUCAUCUCACACUUUUCUACAAGGUGUCAAGCUAAUUACUGCGAUUUAGCUGGUUUACCCAUCGCUGCUAUUGGGGGGCUGGGGGGUAAACAACUGAAACGGGACAUCUGUUCGUAACUCGUUUGUUUCUUUGUAUCUCCCACCACUGUGUCAUAAUCAAUAAAAGCUUAAUAAUACAGAGAUCCCUCAACUAGUUACAGGGUGCAGUUCUGUAAAAAAAA
This is a messenger RNA of Scleropages formosus (Asian bonytongue), 4814 nucleotides long. RefSeq names its product ventricular zone expressed PH domain-containing 1 (gene veph1). Lineage: Eukaryota; Metazoa; Chordata; Actinopteri; Osteoglossiformes; Osteoglossidae. Gene Ontology annotation, biological process: regulation of signal transduction. The transcript is spliced from 15 exons. Gene Ontology annotation, molecular function: phosphatidylinositol-5-phosphate binding. The coding region runs from base 489 to 2801 and encodes 770 amino acids. Gene Ontology annotation, cellular component: plasma membrane. The record is from RefSeq and is a predicted model, not a curated record.